Molecule: messenger RNA, 1041 nt
Organism: Lachancea lanzarotensis
Lineage: Eukaryota; Fungi; Ascomycota; Saccharomycetes; Saccharomycetales; Saccharomycetaceae
Product: LALA0S07e05798g1_1
Exons: 1
Coding region: 1-1041 (346 amino acids)
Source: RefSeq, a predicted model, not a curated record
AUGGAAACACUGCUGAGAGCGAUUGAAAGUUUGGAAAAAGACGGUUACGAAAUUGCUGCUCUUGUACAGGUACCGGGCGACAAUAACCCUCCUCGAAUAGUGUGUUCGAGAAGUUUAGAUGCACACUUGCAAACGACACUGUGGGAUAUUUGCGAAGCUCAUCACCAACAGAAAGCACAAAAUCGGCAAGGAUCUCAGGUAAAACCAGAUUUGGCAUUAGACAAUAAUGUGGAGUUAUUGGAUUUGGACUUGAGAAACCCAUAUGAGGUGGAGAAAUACCUCAAGAGUGUGUUUUCCAUGCUGCGUCAGUUGCAGUGUAAAGCUAUUGCCAAGGCAUGGAUCAAAGUGGUUGAACCUCGCAAGAAAUCCAGGUACCCUUACAUCAAGGGUGAGCUCUUUAAACCGUAUUGGUGGCCUUCGAAUGUAGAACAUAGGGAACCAGAUCAUUUGCGCAAGCCACAAAGGAUCAUGCUCAUGAUCGCCAUUUUGACAAGACUUGUACCGCAUUGCAAUGAUCCCAAUCUAUUGCGCAAACUCAAAAAAUCAACCAUGUCCAUCCAUUUUCCGAAAAAUACGAGUCAGCAUCAGAUUGCGCUUGAAUACGUGUACAAUAUUUGCGGAGCGCUGUGUUUGGGCUUGGCAACAGUUGCGGCGGUCGAUUGCGACCUUUUACAAAUGGGUUCAGCAAGCUCAAAAAAGGCCAAAACAAUCAAAAUGGAUCCUGAUCUGGAGCGGCUAACUCUACUUGGCACUAUGAGCCCGGAUAGUCUGGAUGGUGCAGAGAGUAGGCCCGGAAGUGGUCCCUUGCAUUCAUUGCUUCAAUCGUUCAAUGGCGACCACCCAAGUGCAGAACGAGCAGAUGCGUUGUGUGUCAACAGUCAGCCCGGCUCAUCAAAUGCUCACUUCAACAAUUCAUCAGACACGCAUUCUCAGUCUUGUACUUCUUCCGCUUCCAAUGAAUGUUUAAGUACCGACCAUUUCAAUGAUCUUGGCAAUGACUUUGAAGGGUUCUGCGACUCCGAGACUGGCUUCGAAUAUUGA